CCAGCACCAGCAGGUGGUUUUCAGCAGAGGCAGCCUUUCCAGGCUAGACAGGGGCCAGUUCCUCAGCAGCAACCUCAACGUUAGUAUGUCGAGCCAGCAGCAACCCCGGCUCUAGAUAAUCAGAUGACGGAGCUGAAAAACAUUCAAGCGGCAUUCAUGACUACCACCCAGGAAACUUUUAUGAGGAUGGACCAGAGCAUAGCCUCACUGGAGGCAGGCUAGAGGAACCAAGCUGUCGUUUUGCAAGAUUUACAAAACCAGAUGGGUAGUAUGGCUCGCCAAAUUAAUACCCGAGCCCCGGGAACUCUACCUGCCACUACCAUCCCCAAUCCACGGGAGCCGCACCAGCAGCUGAAUGCCAUCACCACUAGGAGUGGCAAGUCUACAUCGGCGGUACCUGCCCAGGCUAGGGAGGAAGAGCCACUGCCUGCUUCACCACUUCCAGCCGAUGAUGUAGAAGUGAGGGUGGAGAAGGAAGCCCCUGCUCCCAAGCCACAACCAGUGGUUAAGGAGCAUGUACCCCAACUUCCCUUCCCCACUCGACUACAUAAAGAUAAGCUAGAGACUGAGUUUGCCAAGUUCAUGGCAAUGUUGAAGCAGCUCAAUGUCAACAUACCCUUCAUGGAGGCACUGUCGAAGAUUCCCAAGUACGCCAAGUUCAUGAAGGAUCUCCUCAGCAACAAGAAGAAAUUUGGGGAUAUUUCGACAGUAAUGCUGAGCGAGGAGUGUUCUGCCAUCUUGCAGAACAAGAUGCCCGAAAAGCGCAAGGACCCAGGGAGUUUCACUAUCCCUCUUAAUAUUGGCAGCAUGCAUGUAGGGAAGUCCUUGGCGGACCUAGGCGCUAGCAUAAAUGUCAUGCCAUACAAUCUGUUUAAAAAGUUAGACCUAGGUGAACUCAGCCCUACUAGGAUGAGUAUUCAAUUAGCUGAUCGCUCUAUUGUGCAUCCUAGGGGUAUCAUAGAGGAUCUGCUUGUUAAAGUAGGCGCAUUCACGUAUCCUGUUGAUUUCGUUGUUCUGGAUAUAAAUGAGGAUGUGGAUGUGCCUUUGAUUCUGGGUAGACCACUUCUUGCCACUGCCAAGGCACUUAUUGAUGUGCAUAGUGGUAAACUGAUCUUGCGUGCUGGGAAUGAACAUGCUACUUUUUCUGUGGCUGACCCUGAUCAUUGUGAUAUGCAUGCUGUCAAACCUAUGCAUGCUAUUUCUCACCAGGUACACGAGCAUGUCGUGUACCCCCAUGUGCAUCUCGUUUUGCAGGAUCCCCCUCUCACGCCUGCUCCGCCACUCCCUUCAACCUCACCACCAAACAAAAGGAUCAAAGAGGAGUGGCAGCCGAAGCCGCAGGUGGCUAAGCCUGCACGGAAGAAAGGUGGAGACCAUUAUGAGCUGGUUCCACCUCCUGCACCACGACCACCCUGGCCAUCCGAGUACUCACUCGCGUGCAUCUUGCCGGAUGGCCAGGUCGAGCUGAUCAAUGCUGGUGGUCGCACCCAUCGGGUGCAUGGUCAUCAUCUGAAGCUGUACCUCAAGAGCAAUGUGGAUCCGCUCUUGGAGGCACCUGCUCCUGCACCCCGCUGAGUAUCCACCAUGGGCGUCCAGCUAAAAGACGGUAAAGAAGCGCUUGUGGGGAGGCAACCCCACCACGGUUUUCAUUUAUUUCUUUUGUUUUGAGUCGGUGACACGCCAAAACACAACACCAAACUGCGACCAAGUGUAAUCGCAGUCCGGGAAUGCAGUAAAAUGGCAAGUUCUAUUAUCAACCCGGGGUCUAGAUCUACUGCUUACUCCGUGAUUAUCUAUUAUCUAGCCAACUAAGUUAAGUGAUUGUUGUUUAAAGCAAAAGCAGAAAGAAAGCAGGAAUUGGUACGGUUUUCUCAAGCAAAGAAGAGUCACUCGAGAAUGAGUCCCCCUAGCUCCUUAGUUAGGUCUCAAUUGUAAUUUCCCUGGGUUGAUUUACUGUUGAUUAGACUGCGGAAGAUCCGACAGUAGCUUGGAAUCUCUUAAGCUGACCAAGCCCUCUCAGUCUAACUACCCGACAGACGACUAGUCUUCACCAGAAUAGAAAGCUGAAGCAAUAAGCACAGAACUCCACUACUGGAAUUGGAUUCCAGUACAAAGCAGUAAACUGGCUAACUCUCGUAUAGCCAAUCUCCUACUACCGAAUGAUGAGGCUCUAACAACCUAAUCAGAUUCUAUCUAUCUCAGGUUGCAGCAGAAAUCAGGAAAAGCUGAUCAGACUUCAAUUGACUCAAUAAACAUGCAUCAUUCGAUUAUAACCAAGCAGUAAUAUCAUCCCAAGUCAUUACAAUCAAAUCCCUAACACAUAGAACUAGGGUUCUUCAUACCCAAGUGAGAGAAGGGUUCUACUCCAUAGAGAGAGAGGGGAAAACAGAAUACAAAGCAGUCAUACUCAUAUCAAUGGGAAGAAUAUGCUCUGGGAUGAUGAUUUCCACUCCUAUGACGAUCUCCAAGCUCGAUUUGAUGAAACCCAGCUCCAAGAGGGCUUCUAGGAUGUGUUCUUUGUACUUUCUCUCUCUAGGGCUCUGUUUUUGCUCUCAAAAUCUGAUUCUCUCACUUGCAGCCCGAAAUUGGGUAAAAACCAGAAAUUCCUGACUCACACGGGCAGGCCUGACGGCCGUGUGGCAUACCCAGUUUCCCGUGUGAGGUCAAAACGCCGCGUUCCGAGUAAUUGGGUUUCAGGCUUCCCACACGGCCAGGGCCACACGGCCGUGUAGCUCACCCAGCAUGGCCAUGUGAAGCCUCGCAGAAUUCCACACGGCCAAAUUGCAACUUCACACGGCCGUGUGGAUUUUACUUGUGCCCGUGUGAAGGCUCGCACAAUCCCACACGGCCAAAUUGGUCACUUGCACGGCCGUGUGAGUUGUGAGUGUGCCCGUGUGGCGUCCUUUGUGACUUGCCUCGCGCCCGAUCUUCGUCCAAUCGAACCCGAACUCGCUCCUAAACCUUCAUUCACUUGCUAGGACCUGAAAUAUCACAAACAAACACAACCUAGCGUGAAAUCGGCCUAAAACACGAGAAUCAACAUCUCAAACGGCUCCAGAAUAGGGAUAAAAACAUGUGCAAUUAACGGCUUAUCAAUCG
Messenger RNA from Linum trigynum, 3099 nucleotides. Lineage: Eukaryota; Viridiplantae; Streptophyta; Magnoliopsida; Malpighiales; Linaceae. The record is from the annotation of a GenBank genome assembly.